AUGGGAGAUAGUAAUAAUAAUAAUAAUAAUAACAGUGUAUUAGCAAAAGGAAAUAAGGUUUUAUUCUACGACGAUGAGUAUAUUUUCUACCAAGAAGGGAAUAUUCCGAUGGUUGUCACAUUCCCACAUAGUGGUAGAUUAAAGAUUGAAGAUAUUCCAAUAAGAAAAUCGGGAUGUAUUGACCCAGAUUGGUAUACACAAGAAUUAGCAAUUUCAAUGAUACAAUGUUUUAAUUGCGUUUAUUGUUGUUGUGGAUGUAAUAGCGAUAGUAGUGAUAAUAGCAGCAACUGUAAUAAUAGCAAUAAUAGCUGUAAAUCAAAUGAUUGUUGUGCAACCAAAGCAACAGCUAAAACAACAACAGCAACAACAAAAAAUGAAAAUUGUACAUGCUGUAAUAUUAAUUUCGACUCAAAUUUAGUAGAUUAUAAACAAGAUUGUCCAAGACCAUACAUUGUAUAUUCAAAAAUCCAUAGAGAGCAAUGUGACUUUAAUAGAGGCGAACAAAGGGCAUUCGAGGAUGAAAGAAUGAAACCACACUAUCAACUUUAUCAUAAUACAGUCAAAAGGUUUUUAGAGUCAAUUAAACAACAUCAUAAAGAAGCCUAUGAACAAGGAAAGGUUGUAUUACUAGAUAUUCAUGGACAGUCAGAUUUAAAGGAUCAUAUCCUCAGAGGAACAAAGGAUACCAAAACCUGUCAACUAUUAUUAAAAAAUUUAGGUAGAGAGGCAUUAAUUGGUGAAAACAGUAUUUUAGGCUAUCUAGAAAAGAACGGAGUGAAAGUAUUCCCAAAUAAUUUACCAUCAGACUAUACUACAGAUAAAAACAAUCAAUACUACAUCAAGCCAGAAGAUGAACUUGCAGAGAUCGAAAAGUUAAAAUCAAAAGAACCAAUGGCAUACUUUAGAGAACACCCAGAAUUUACAGGAUCAUUCACAGUAAUGCACUACGCAGAAGCUUUUUCAAUUAACACCAUUCAAGUUGAAGUAGGCUAUACAUGGAGAUCAACAAAAGAGCAUCGUACAGACUUUUCGCGUAUACUAAGAUCUUCAAUUUUGAAUUUCUUAAAUUCUUAUAAUGUAAAUUAG
Molecule: messenger RNA, 1086 nt
Organism: Dictyostelium purpureum
Lineage: Eukaryota; Evosea; Eumycetozoa; Dictyosteliales; Dictyosteliaceae
Exons: 2
Coding region: 1-1086 (361 amino acids)
Source: RefSeq, a predicted model, not a curated record